UCCCCCAAGGCUCCAGAGCCUUCACCCUCUCCCAAGGCUCCAGAACCCUCCCCCUCUCCCAAGGCUCCAGAACCCUCCCUCUCCCCCAAGGCUCCAGAGCCUUCCCCCUUUCCCAAGGCUCUAAGGCCCUCCCCUUCUCCCAAGGCUUCAGAACUCUCCCCCUUCCCCAAGGCUCUAAGGCCCUCCCCCUCCCCCAAGGCCCCAGAACCUUCCACCUCUCCCAAGGCUCCAGAACCCUCCCACUUCCCCAAGGCUCCAAGGCCCUCCCCCUUCCCCAAGGCUCUAAGGCCCUCCCCCUCUCCCAAGGGCCCAGAACCCUCCCCUUCUCCCAAGGCCCCAGAACUCUCCCCCUUCCCCAAGGCUCUAAGGCCCUCCCCCUUCCCCAAGGCCCCAGAACCUUCCACCUCUCCCAAGGCUCCAGAACUUUCCCCCUUCCCCAAGGCUCCAAAGCCUUCUGGCCUCACUAAGGCCACACCUGAACAGUCAGCUAAAGCCUUACCCAAACACUCCAAGAAAUCCUCAUUCCAUCCAACUACCAAGGCCUCAUCUCACCAGUCUACCAAGGACUUAGCAGCACACCCUAUUAAGGCCUCAGCCGACAAGGAUGUCAAGUCCACAGACACUUCACUCUCCAGUUACUACUCAAAGAAGACCUCACUCUCCUGGUCCCCCAGAGCCUUACCCAAACACUCCAAGAAAUCCUCAUUCCAUUCAACUACCAAGGCCUCACCUCACCAUUUCAUCAAGGCCCCAGUACCCUCCCCCUUCCCCAAGGGCCCACAACCCUCCCCCUCUCCCAAGGCUCCAGAACCUUCCCCCUCUCCUAAGGCUCCAGAACCCUCCCCCUUUCCCAAGGCUCCAGAACCUUCCCUCUUCCCCAAGGGCCCAGGGCCCUCCCCCAAGGCUCCAAAGCCCUACCCCUACCCCAAGGGCCCAGAGCCUUCCCCCUCCCCCAAGGCUCCAGAACCCUCCCUCUCCCCCAAGGCUCCAGAACCCCCUUACUUCCCCAAGGGCCCAGAGCCUUCCCCCUCCCCCAAGGCUCCAGAACCCUCUGGACCCACUAAGGCCACACCUGAACAGUCAGCCAAAGCCUCACCUAAAGGCUUCAAGAAGUGGGUGUUUUACCCAUUUACCAAAGCCUCCUCCAAACGAUCCAAGAAAUCCUCAUUCCAUCCAACUACCAAGGCCUCACCUGACCAUUUCAUCAAGACCCCAGAGCCCGAGCCCUCUCCCAAGGCCUCAGAGCCCUCCCCCUCCCCCAAGGCUCCAGAACCCUCCCUCUCCCCCAAGGCUCCAGAACCCUCCCUCUCCCCCAAGGCUCCAGAG
Messenger RNA from Phascolarctos cinereus (koala), 1326 nucleotides. NCBI's taxonomy places the organism in Eukaryota, Metazoa, Chordata, Mammalia, Diprotodontia, Phascolarctidae. The record is from RefSeq and is a predicted model, not a curated record.